AGUUGCACCGGAUGUAAGACAAGAAGACAGAAGAAAGUCUCAGCUGUAAACGUAGCUUGUAUGGGAUUAGCUGUUAGAAAACCCUUUUUUUGUUUGUAAUCCAACAUUUAAGGAGUAUUCGAAAUUUAACAGAAUAUGCAUACAAACUGAUGAUAAAUGCAUUGAAUCGAGAGGUAAAAGGGUUCCCAAAAUAACCUUUAACUGAUAAGUAAGCGCUGCACUAGCUAGCUAGCUAGCUAACGUCGGAUACCCCAAACAUUUGCUAGCAUUGUUUACAGAUGUCAGCCAUUACUCUGGCCGGAGACCGGCAGCCCAGAAAGACUGCGGGUAACCGCAUGUCAAAAUUACUUGAUGCCGAAGAAGAGGAUGAUUUCUACAAAACUACGUAUGGAGGCUUCAACGACGAAUCGGGAGACGAUGAGUACCACGGAGAACAUUCCGACACAGAGGACGAGGUGGACAGCGACUUCGACAUCGAUGAGGGCGACGAGCCAGACAGCGACCAGGAGGACGAUGCACCUCGAAGGAAAAGUCGAGUGGUCACUAAAGCAUAUAAGGAACCAAUAAAAGUGGCAAAACCAAAACCAAAAAGACCCUCGGAAGAACAGAAGAAGACAGAGAAAGUUAAAGUGGAGCUCAAAAGAAGGAUUCCACAAGAAUUCCAAGAUUUUGGCGAGAGUAAGAUCGCUCGGAAGUCUGUGCGACAAUCCACCAGUGAACAUACGCGAAAGACCAAUCUGCGCUUGCAAGAGCGCCAGGAGGCCCCUCGGCGGCGGAGAGGUGCCCAUCGGGACCGGCCCCUCACUCAAGAUGAGCUGCUGGCUGAAGCCAAAUUAACAGCAGAGAUCAACAUUCGAUCUUUAGAGAACUAUGAACGUCUGGAGGCGGACAAGAAGAAACAAGUUCACAAGAAGCGUCGGUUUGAGGGACCAACCAUCCGUUACCACUCCGUCCUGAUGCCUCUGGUCUCGCACUCUGUUUUAAAAGAAGAAAACGUUGACGUUGAAGGGUUGGAUCAGGACGUCCCUCAGACGGCGCCGCAGAAUCCCGCUACUCCUUCCCAGCAGCCUGCAGGAGGCCUGUGCUCCCGCACCUACAUAACGUUCAGCGACGACGAAGCCUUCGAGGCGUCCUUCCCACACAGCGGCCAGUCGAGUCCCCAGCUGCCUGUCCAGGAGGUCUGUCCUGUCACCCACAAGGCCGCGCUGUACAGAGACCCGGUCACCGACAUACCGUACGCCAACACGCGGGCCUUCCGCAUCAUCCGAGAAGCGUACCGCAAAUACGUGGCCGCUCACGGCUUUCCAAACACUUCGGGCGCGGCGGCGGGACUCGACUCCUCGGCGACGAAGGCGUCCCGCCAGAAAAUGGUCGUCAAGCAGAGCGCCAUGGCAACAUAGAUGAGUUUAGAAAUGACGAAUGCGUCCGUUUUGGAUUGAUUAGUUGAGGUAGAAUGAGUCUAUGAAGUGAGGGGGAGGGAGGGAAAAAAACGUUUUUGGAUUUUGCCGGUGUCUGUGAUAAACGUGUUACAGUUGAAGCAAUGAUGCACAGGUUUGUCUGUUGACUUGACAUUAUUACAUAAUGAGAAGUAACGUAAUGACACAAGCAAAUCUGUUGGUAAGUUGCAGAAAACGUUUUUCUGGUGUCUCUUUUUUAAAUAAAUGAAUAUUGUCCAAGAACACUCAGAACAAUCCAGAUUGAAUCCUACCAUAAAGUGAGGAAUCUUUGUCUGA
Molecule: messenger RNA, 1733 nt
Organism: Gasterosteus aculeatus aculeatus (three-spined stickleback)
Lineage: Eukaryota; Metazoa; Chordata; Actinopteri; Perciformes; Gasterosteidae
Gene: vps72a
Product: vacuolar protein sorting 72 homolog a
Cellular component (GO): nucleus
Source: RefSeq, a predicted model, not a curated record